AUGUUCUAUGAACAACACAAAACAAAUUCACGGUCACAUAUGUCGCGUAUAUAUAGACAGCAAACUACAACCGCGAGGUUAGGCGAAGAGUAACAAAUUUUGCUGUAAAAAUGGAACUUCUACAAAAGAUACUCCUCGGCACUUUAGCUGUGUGUCUGUUUUCCAGGUGUGCAGCCGUUGUGCCGCAUUCAUUCGAGUGUCCCGGAGUCGGGACAUUCCCGGAUCCAACGGACUGCCACAACUUCUACACGUGUGACAGCAGCCUGGUACCGAACCUCGGAACUUGCAUGGACGGUACUGGAACUUACGAAGCCGAAAGUCAGGUGUGCAGGGUGGCGUCAUGCUCCGGUGCUCCGGAACCAUCUGUUACCGAAGCUCCCGCAUUCAUGUGCCCCUCCGUAGGGCUGUUCGCGGACCCCAAAGACUGCCACAACUAUUACAGCUGUGGAGAAGACCUAAUUCCUGUGAUUGGGACAUGCCUGAAAGGUGAAGGCACAUUUGAUGCCGUCCAAAGGGUGUGUCUAGCUGAACACUGUUCGAACCCCGAAAUAUUUAAAUGCCCAUCAAGUGGAUUCUUCGCCGAUCCAGAAGAUUGCCACAGUUUUUACGUAUGUGACGACGAUUUGACUGGACUUCAUAGCAGCUGCACUACAAUCGCCCGCUUCGAUCCUGAGCGUAUUUGUAUUGUAGGGCCUUGUCUUCAAGACCCCGAUGAGACAACAUCAGCCCCGAAUACAGAAACUGACCCUGCUUUCAUAUGCACAGCUCAGGGUUACUUUGCGGACCCAAAAGACUGUCACAGUUAUUACUGGUGUGACAUUAGUCUAAAUGCACUCCACCGUGUGUGUAUGGGCGGAGGUGGAUAUUACGACCCAGAUGAUGAAGGAUGUUAUGCUGGGUCUUGUUAGUGGGCCGGAAGAAGAGAAAUGGCUAGAACCUCCAUUUCAGAAACAA
This is a messenger RNA of Cryptotermes secundus, 954 nucleotides long. Its product is annotated as peritrophin-48. Gene Ontology annotation, cellular component: extracellular region. The record is from RefSeq and is a predicted model, not a curated record. The transcript is spliced from 2 exons. Bases 111 to 908 code for a protein of 265 amino acids. Gene Ontology annotation, molecular function: chitin binding. NCBI's taxonomy places the organism in Eukaryota, Metazoa, Arthropoda, Insecta, Blattodea, Kalotermitidae.